AUGAACUCCGCAUACUUCGGCCUGGACACGGCUCGGGAGACCAUGGAGGUAUACGACCAUUCUUCUGCCGAUCGCAGCGAUGCCUUCUUGAUCCAGUUACCCGGGCAAAUUGCCACUCUGCUGCAAAAUGAUGUUUUCAAGCUCGGCGUUCGACCGGCUGAGCAUCUCAGGGCGUUGAGCCUGCAUCUUACGCAGGAGGUCUUCCAAGGUAUGGCUCCAGACGAAAUUGCUGAGCAUUAUCUGGAGGAACCUCUCGACCAACUGUUCGAGGGCAGCAUCAUCAAAAAGAACUACUUCAGACUUCAUGUUACCCUGCUACAGUCACAAAUCUACCUCAAAUAA
Alternaria atra is the source of this 342-nucleotide messenger RNA. RefSeq lists its product as uncharacterized. The transcript has a single exon. NCBI's taxonomy places the organism in Eukaryota, Fungi, Ascomycota, Dothideomycetes, Pleosporales, Pleosporaceae. The record is from RefSeq and is a predicted model, not a curated record. Bases 1 to 342 code for a protein of 113 amino acids.